UGUCACGCGUUUUCCUUUCCGGCUCCGAAAAAGAAAAAAAAAAUCAUCCCGUUUUUUUUCCUCCUUAUCCACCACCGACUUUCGCUCCAGCAGCACCAUCGUCUGUCAACACGGUUCAUACGCCACACUACUUAUGCGGUCGGGCUGAAUCCCAAAUCACAUCCCGCGCCCUUUCGAAGCGCCCUCCUUCGUCCUCAAGGUGAUUUUGCGCCUACGUCCUUCGUAGUGGUCUAGGUGCAUAUUUGCGAUGCGGCCGCUCCUGCCGUGUCAAACAAACGUAGCCGGGUUUCUGAGCUCGGCGAAAAAAUAAGUACAGCGCAGACCAGGUUGGCGCGUUCCGCUUGAUUAUAUACACGUUUUUUUUGUAUUUCCCUGACCCGUUAAAUCACGUUUUGGACGCGUUUUGCUCGAUGCGGGGCGCGGUUGUUAAAGCCGCCCGGGUCUGAAGGGUUUGACCGCGGACUUGCUAACUGGGCGCUUGAGAAUCAACGACUCCGAGGCUGGAAGGCAGUGGCCGCCAUUUUGUGCGCUACCCGGAGGACCGGAGAGUAGCGUUUUCACGCGAACAGGCGGAAAUAUAAUUUAGAGGUCUUCUGAUCGGGCUCGUGUACGAGAUCGUCCUCUCUGCCCUCGGCUGACGUUUCUGAGGUCGAGAGCAGCUCCUCUGCCGAGUGCUGCUGAGGGAUCAUGAGCGCACUCAGAUAGGGAGGGGAGGGACUCCACCGAAGCAUGAACCUAUAAAUGGAUUACAAGAUGCAUUCCAAGUCCAAUGAUUUGCUGGAUUUUCAGACACUGGAUGCCCUUUUGGAAAAAAUUGCACAUUAUUCAGGAGCUGUAAAAAGAGAUCCCAGCGAGGAGUGCAAUGGAAUCGGCGGCGCUCUCCCUGCAGAGGCCGCGCCAGGCUCGAGGCUGAACGAGUGGUGUCCCGUCGCCCCUCCUGCUCCUCAUCCUCCUCCACCACCUCCGCCUCCACCCGCCCCGGUGACCGCGCUUCGUCCAACUAGCAUGGGUGACGGUCUGGACGCCGCACCGAUGUCAGGGAGCAGCAGCAGCAGUCAGGGGCAGCCCCAGUCCCAGUCCCAGCUCUCUCACCUCUUAAACCCCCCUCCCCCAGAGGUCCUCAAUGCAGCACGGCCCAAGCGCCAGACCAACCAGCUGCAAUACCUGCUCAAGGUGGUGCUCAAGAACUUAUGGAAGCACCAGUUCUCGUGGCCCUUCCAGGCUCCCGUCGAUGCAGUAAAGCUUAACCUACCUGACUAUUAUAAGAUAAUUAAAAACCCUAUGGACAUGGGAACAAUCAAGAAACGACUCGAGAACAGCUUCUACUUCAACGCCCAAGAAUGUAUUCAAGACUUCAACACCAUGUUUACCAACUGCUACAUUUACAAUAAGGCAGGGGAUGACAUAGUCUUAAUGGCCGAGGCACUGGAGAAACUGUUCCUCCAGAAGAUUUCGGAAAUGCCCCAGGAGGAGAAUGAGAUUGCAGUCAUGACUCCUAAGGGCCGUGGUCGGGGCAGGAGGGACCCAGGGUUGAACCUAAAGCCCCCUGGACCUCCUGGUUUGGAUUCCCCAUCAACAACGCCUCAGACUCGUGGUAUUUCUAAUCACGGACCAGGGCCACAGACUAGAGGACCCAUACCGGGUCCUCCAGCUCUCCCUCCACAAGUGGCUCUGCAGCAAGCUCUACCCCCUCGUGUCCCCCCUACAAUCCCCCAGCUGGGUCCGCCCUUUCCUCUCGGCCCUGCAGACUGCAACCCUCCGAGCACCAUCAUGACCUCUGUCCCGCUACCGACGCAGACUGCUCUUCCACCCAUGCCCAUUCAACAGAGUCCUGCACCGAUGCUUCAGAGCGUCAUGCCUAAACAGAGAAAAAGCCAGAAGAGGAAAGCAGACACGACGACUCCCACCGCCAACGACCAGCUGAGCGAGUCCUCUCCCGCAGAAUCCAAGUCGGGGAAGACCCUCCCCCGGCGAGAGAGCGUGCGGCCGUCUAAACAACCCAAGAAAGAAGCGCCGGAUUCCCAGCACCACCUCGGCUUCAGCGUGCCGGCCGGCCCCUGCAGCCCCAAAGUGCUGGAACAGCUGCGCUACUGCUCCGGCAUCGUGAAGGAGAUGCUUGCUAAGAAGCACACCGCUUACGCGUGGCCUUUCUACAAACCGGUGGAUGUGGAGAGUCUGGGACUGCAUGACUACCAUGACAUCAUCAAACACCCCAUGGACCUCGCCACCAUCAAGGACAAAUUGGACACCAGACAGUACAGAGACGCGCAGGAGUUUGCAGCUGACGUGCGGUUAAUGUUCUCCAACUGCUACAAGUACAACCCUCCAGACCACGAGGUCGUGGUGAUGGCGCGCAAGCUGCAGGAUGUGUUCGAGAUGCGCUUUGCUAAAAUGCCAGACGAGGCAGAGGAGGUCUUUACCCCUGCGCCUGCCCCCGUGCUGCACCCCGCACUGCACCCCGCUGCCCCCGUGAAACCCCAGCCGCCCAUCGCCGCUCCCUCGUCCUCCGACAGCUCCAGCGACUCCUCGUCCGAGUCGGAAUCCUCCACCGACGAUUCAGAGGAGGAGAGGGCGCAGAGACUGGCUGAACUCAAGGAGCAGCUCAAGGCGGUCCACGAGCAGCUGGCAGCCCUGUCUCAACCCCAGGCCAGCAAACCAAAGAAGAAAGAAAAGGACAAGAAGGAAAAGAAGAAGGAAAAGCACAAAAAGAAAGCCAUCCCUGGACUGGACGAGAUCCUCGAGGCUCCUUCUGCUCUCCCGACGCCGAAAAGCAAGAACAAGAACAACAAGGAUCCUCUGCCUAAGAAGACCAAGAAGCCAAGUAAGAAGGAGGGCAUUAAGAACAACCGCUCCAUUCCUGCCCCAGGCGUCGUGAAUCCCAUCCUUCAGCCUUUACCCUGCCCUGACCCCAUGGAAGAGCUGGCUCUGGCAGGGGGACCAGGAUCCACAGGCUUGGUUCCUGGUGAGAAGUGCAAGCCCAUGUCCUACGAGGAGAAGAGGCAACUGAGCCUCGACAUCAACAAGCUGCCGGGGGACAAGCUGGGCCGCGUGGUCCACAUCAUUCAGUCUCGCGAGCCCUCGCUGAAAAACUCUAACCCGGACGAGAUCGAGAUCGACUUUGAGACGCUGAAACCCUCCACGCUGCGGGAGCUGGAGAGAUACGUCUCUUCCUGUCUCCGCAAGAAGAAGAAACCUCCAGAGAAGACCAUGGAGACGAUGAGCGCCAAGCCGAAAGGCUCGUCUUCAGACUCGGGUAGCAGCAGUGAGUCAAGUUCGUCUGACAGCGAAGACUCCGAGUCAGGAAUGGCCUCUAAAAUGAAGAAGAGAGGUCACUCUGCCAAAGAGGGGAAGAAAGGCCACCACCCGGUCAUAGCUCCAGGUAUAGUUCAGAUACCCCUCCAGGCGCAGGCUCCAGUCUUACAGCCAACUGUUCAUAUAAAACAGCAGCAGCAGCAACAACCUCAGCCGCAGCCGCCGCCGCAGCAGCAGCAGCAGCAGCAUCCGUCUCCCGCAGCAUACAUGGCUCCUCCAGUCACGGCUCUGGAAUCAUCCCAGCUACUUGAGAACACGUUUGACUCUUUGCCCCACUUCGGACAGUCCCUCAUGCCCAUGCCUCACCAUGCCAACGACUCGUCCUCUCCUGCCCCUCCUCACCUCAACGCUCACACAGCAAGUGGCCCUGAGUCACCUGACACGCACCCGUUCUUAAACCAGCACCCCAUCCUUCAACCCCCAGCACUGCACAGCGCUAUGCCUCAGCAGCCUUCUCGUCCCAGCAACAGAGCGGCGCCGCUCCCCUCUAAACCCCCUCAGCCCACGACUCCCCAGCAGCCCCUGCAGCUCCAGCCCCAGCAGCCUCCUCAACCCCAGCAUCACCUCCCUCCACACCUCUUGCACCCCCCUCAGCCCAUCCGCCAAAGACCUCUGUCCCCUCCUACGCUCACCCCGCAGGGCCUGCUCUCCUCACAGCCUCCUCAGCUGCUGCUGGAGGACGACGAGGAACCCGUGCCCACCAUGCCCAUCAACCAGGUCCUCUUCCUGCAGCACCACCUGCAGCAGGGUCGACAGCAGCAGCAGGUCCCACUAAUGCAGUCCCUCCAGAGCCGUCAGGCGCAGCCUCCUAGCCAGACUUCCCUGCUGCAGACUGUGCAGGUGCAGUCACAGCUGCCUGUGCCGACUCAAAUGCCUGUUCAGACUCAGCCCCAGGCUGCUCCAGCGCACCAGCCCUCACCGCAGAUGCCCACGCACACACCCAGGCACAUGCAGCAGUCGCAGAGCCAACAGCAACAGCUGGCCUUCUCACAAGGUCCAGUGCAGACCACGCAGACGCAGCCGGCGCAGCACAAGGUGGCCAUGACCCCGAAUAAAGCUCAACAGCAAAUCAUUCAGCAGCAGCAGCAGCAGCAGCAUCCUUCUCCACGUCAACACAAGCCUGAUCCCUACAGCACAGGCCACCUGAGAGAGAACCCGUCUCCUCUGAUGAUGCAUUCCCCUCAGAUUUCUCAGUAUCCUCCUGUAGUCCAUCAGUCUCCUCCACAAAACAUCCAGCCCAAAAAAGAGCCGCAGCGAGGGCCACCAGCACUCAGCCUGCUGAAGGAAGAGAAGCAGCCACCUUCGCCAAUCAUGAGGAGCGAGUCCUUCAGCCCUCCCAUACGACAAGAACCACACAAACAGCCUGAGAGCAAAACACAAAUGCAAGGUCAUGGGCAGCAGAGGCCUGACAUGAAGCCUCUGGACACGUCUCGCCCCGUGAUCCGCUCCUCAGACCAGAGCGGUCCACCCCCCACCAUGCCGGAGAAGGACAAGUUCAAACAGGAGCCCAAGACUCCUGUGGCGCCUAAAAAGGUACAGGAUGUGAAGCUGAAGAACAUGGGCUCGUGGGCCAGCCUGGCGCAGAGGUCCACAUCGACGCCGUCGUCCGCGGUGAAAUCGAGCAGCGACAGCUUCGAGCAGUUCCGCCGUGCGGCCCGGGAGAAGGAGGAGAGGGAGAAAGCUCUGAAGGCUCAGGCGGAGCAGGCUGAGAAAGACCGGCUACGCAGAGAGCAGGAGAAACAGAGGGGGCGUGAUGAUGAUGAUUCGAUGGAGGUUGCUCGAAGACCCCACGAGGAGCAGAGGAGGCGCUCGGAGCACCAGCAGGCUCAGGCUCCUCCACCGCAACAGCAGCACCAGACCCCCUCCCAAACGCCGAACCAACAGCCCCAGACACCGUCCGCCACGCAGCCGCCACAGGCUCCGCCUCAGUCUCCGGCCUCCAACCAGAACGCCAACGAUCGAGAGAUUGCACGCCGCCGUGAGCAAGAGAGGAGGAGGAGAGAGGCGAUGGCAGCAACCAUCGACAUGAAUUUCCAAAGCGAUCUGAUGGCGAUCUUCGAGGAGAACUUGUUUUGAGAUGCACGAGGAGGCACAAGAGACUGCAAAAUGAAUAAACUUAAAAACGAAAACACAACCCAAGCAAAAUAACGGAUUCCUCCUCAUAGAGAAAAAUGGACCGAUGAAGCAGUAAGGGAAUAAAAAAAAAAAAAAAAAUUAAAAUUUUUUUUUUUUUCUUUUUUUCUUCUUGAAAAAGACCCCAACUGAGAGCAUGAGAAAUGCGCCGCAGAGGCAGAGAUGGCACUGGGUGAGCUGAGGCCUUGACAAGGACGCCCCCUGUAGCCUUAGCAGGGGGGAAAUAAAAAGAAACCUUUAAAGAGGGACCCUUUGAGCUGGGACCCGUUGCCUCUCUGGCAUUAUUCCUGGAUCUAAAACCCAUAUAAGUAGCAGGAACGGACAGAGAGGACAUUUCCACUAGGGGGCACUCUUUCGCACGAAUGGGAGCAAUGCUUUGGACCUUGAUAUCAGUGGAAGUAUAUCUAAAUGACACCAGUACUGAUGUACCAUGUACUGAUUUACCUGUCAUAGGCGGUAUUGCGUUUUUUUUCUCCCUCCUUUCACUUUUUUUUUUUUUUUUUUUUUUUUUUUUUU
Silurus meridionalis is the source of this 5961-nucleotide messenger RNA. RefSeq names its product bromodomain containing 4 (gene brd4). Gene Ontology annotation, biological process: chromatin remodeling; positive regulation of transcription elongation by RNA polymerase II. The transcript has 21 exons. Lineage: Eukaryota; Metazoa; Chordata; Actinopteri; Siluriformes; Siluridae. The record is from RefSeq and is a predicted model, not a curated record. Gene Ontology annotation, cellular component: chromatin; nucleus. The coding region runs from base 742 to 5388 and encodes 1548 amino acids.